AUGGGAGGAGGAAAAGCUCUCGGAAAGGUCGUCUGCAUCUCCGCAGCAGACAAGCUCCCGGCCGGAUACAGCCGCCUGGAGCAAGGCAACGCUUACUUGACGAACAACUGUCGCAAGCAAGCCACAGAACAAAAGAAGGACUACUACCAGUGGCAAGAAAAGGGACGCCAGAUCAUGGCCUUUCCGACCAGCAUCUUGAAAGCCGCCAAGCAGGCAGACCGACGCACCAAGUCUCGACGACUCCGCGCCGUGCAGAAAUCGGAUAACAAGCUCCGGAAGGAGUUUCUCACCACCUUGCGCGCCGACUAUCCCGGCAUGCCGCGGGGAGAGCGGACUCAGCUUGCGAAACUACAGAUGGAGAAGGGUCAGAACCGUAUCGCGCGGAGCCGCAAGCUUCCCAUGGCGAAGCGGGUUGAGGUCGCUGUUUGGGCCCAUGCCUGGCAUGUGCAGGAACGAGAGGGGAAGCGAUCGGUUGAGAUUCUACGAGAAUGGCAGGGAAAGGCAAAGAAGAUCUGA
Fusarium falciforme is the source of this 516-nucleotide messenger RNA. RefSeq names its product DUF2293 domain-containing protein. The transcript has a single exon. NCBI's taxonomy places the organism in Eukaryota, Fungi, Ascomycota, Sordariomycetes, Hypocreales, Nectriaceae. The coding region runs from base 1 to 516 and encodes 171 amino acids. The record is from RefSeq and is a predicted model, not a curated record.